AUGAAGUGGAUUAUCCUCUUGUGCUUGGUCUCCACCUCUCUCUCCUCCAUACAUACUCAGAAAUUUUUCUUCAGCCCAAAAUGGGGUCCCAUUGGCUUUAAAGAGCGCGGAGAGCAUGGUGAGAGGACGGCGAUGGAUGAAAUCAUCAAAGCUAAUGAGUUGCAUGCUUCCCGAAUCAUAGACAGCACUACCAGCCUCAGAGAGGGAGACAUCGCCGUUUCUUCAGGAAGACGCUCCAAGGUCUGCUUCGCUCGUAGCUGCCUCUGGAAUAAGUCAGUGGAUGGACGUGUCUAUAUUGCGUAUAGACUCUCAACUGAAUACACUGAAAUGGAGACAAAGCUGAUAAAGAAAGGAAUGGAAAAUGUUGAGAAAGGUACCUGUGUGCGCUUUGUUCCUCGGACUCACCAGGAAGACUACAUUGACAUCCAAGCAAAGUCUGGGUGUUGGUCCUACCUUGGUGCGCGUGGUGGAAGACAGACUGUGUCCCUCCAGAGCCCUGACUGCCUGCAGGUCGGGGUGAUCUCCCAUGAGUUAAUGCACGCCCUGGGCUUUGUGCAUGAGCAGUCCCGCUUCGACCGAGACAGCUAUGUCACUGUCAUGUGGCCAAACAUUUGGAGGGACCGGUUGAGGAACUUUGAGAAAUUCAGGACUGACAAUCUGGAUCUUCCGUAUGACUAUGGCUCAAUCAUGCACUACGGGAUGUAUGCCUACUCUCAGGAUGGGGAGCCGACUAUCGUUCCUAAGAACAGCAACACCAAGGACAUAAAGCUGGGACAGACUACAAGUCUCAGCCACAUUGACAAGCUGAAGAUCAACAAGCUUUAUAAUUGUGGUGACAUGGAUGAUAACUAACCAAAGUGAACUGAGGUCAAACAGGAAUGUUCUGAAAGAUCAUUGAAUAAAAAACUAUGUUAUAUCAUGCAAAAAAAAAUUCAAUAAAGAUUGAUUUAAGCUUUA
Labrus bergylta (ballan wrasse) is the source of this 957-nucleotide messenger RNA. RefSeq names its product high choriolytic enzyme 2-like 2 (gene hce2l2). Gene Ontology annotation, biological process: proteolysis. Lineage: Eukaryota; Metazoa; Chordata; Actinopteri; Labriformes; Labridae. Gene Ontology annotation, molecular function: metalloendopeptidase activity; zinc ion binding. The record is from RefSeq and is a predicted model, not a curated record.